CAAUAUUUUUAUAUUAGUUAAUGUUUAUAUAUUUAUCUGGAGUGUUAAUAAAUUCAUAGGGUUGUGGCAAAGAUAAAAGCACAACAGUGUAGAUGCGUUGAGCAGUGAACGCGGCCCGGAGCUGCCUCCCGUACACAUCCUCCCGCUGCUGCUUUGACCCUGGAGCUCAGUGAUGCCUCUGCCCGCAGCCGUGUCCCCAAACCGGGCUCUGACAACGGCUAGUACCCCCAGCCUCUCCCCCGGACCAAGUUUUUUCUGAUCCAGGACUAUGGUUGAGCAGCGCCCGGAGAGACGCUCGGUCUGUCCGCUUUCACUAAACAAUAGCCUCAGGCAGCUGAUGAUCUGAAAUGGAGCAGCUGCACUGGGUCAGGUUCCGCUGUCAGCAGCUAUGGGUGGCCAACCACACCCAGGGCUGGUACUCACCCGCGAACCUCGUCUCUGAGAAGUACUCGCCACAGAGGAAUACUGGGAAGAGGAGGACUGUACUGGCCCGCUGGGGUCCACACCAGGAUGAGUACCACAGUAUCAGCAAGGCCUACAAGACCAACGCUAUCCGCACCACCAAGUACAGCCUCCUCACCUUCCUCCCCAUGAACCUGUUUCAGCAGUUCCACAGAGCGGCCAACCUGUACUUCCUGUUCCUGGCGCUCUUGAACUGGGUCCCUGUAGUGGAGGCCUUUCAGAAGGAGAUCACCAUGAUUCCCCUGGUGCUGGUGCUCACCGUCAUCGCCAUCAAAGAUGCCCUGGAAGACUACAGGCGCUAUGUGUUUGACAAGAAAAUCAACCACAACACAGCUAAAGUGUACUGCCCUAAUCAGAGGGACUACGUUGACUGCUGCUGGAAGGAUGUCCGUGUGGGGGACUUUGUGCGCCUGUCGUGUAAUGAGAUCAUCCCUGCAGACAUGCUCCUGCUGCACUCGUCAGACCCCCGGGGGCUCUGCUACAUCGAGACCGCCAACCUGGAUGGGGAGACCAACCUGAAACAGAGGCAGGUGGUUUCCAAGAUGGAGAAUGUGGAGUUUGUACCUGAAGAUUUCCACUGGCGUAUUGAAUGCGAGAAUCCGAACAACAACCUCUGCAGGUUCAGAGGAUAUAUGGAAAACUCCAGUGGAGCUCGAGUCGGACUCCAUAACAGCAACCUUCUGCUCCGGAGCUGCACCAUCCGCAACUCUGAGGCUGUGGUGGGCAUUGUGGUUUAUGCUGGUCAUGAAACCAAAGCGAUGAUGAACAACAGUGGGCCCAGGUACAAGCGCAGCCUUCUGGAGAGACGUCUCAACACGGACGUGCUGUGGUGCGUCGUGCUACUCAUAGUAAUGUGUCUCACUGCGGCUAUAGGUCAUGGCAUUUGGCUACAGCAGCUUAAAGAUCCGAUUUUUCAAGUGGAUGGAGAAACAUCCCCUGCACUGGCGGGCUUUUAUGUCUUUUGGACCAUGAUCAUAGUGCUACAGGUGCUGAUUCCAAUCUCACUUUAUGUCUCAAUUGAAAUAGUCAAACUGGGUCAGAUCUACUUUAUCCACAAUGACCUGGAUUUGUACAAUGAGCACAUGGACUCCAGGAUCCAGUGUCGAGCUCUGAACAUCACAGAGGACCUGGGACAGGUGCAGUACGUCUUCUCUGACAAAACUGGAACUCUGACUGAGAACAAGAUGGUGUUCCGCCGUUGCAGUGUCUAUGGAGUGGAGUAUCCUCACGAUGACAAUGGGCGCCGUCUGGAAGUGUACAGUGAAGACAAAGAGGAGGCACGUCGCUGCUCCCUCAGCCCUAGGGCGAGCUCCAGGAGGAAGUCUCUGAGCUGCCGCUCUCUGAGCUGUAACCGCAGCUCUGUGUCCCUCAACACUCUGACCGCUGACUCUGAGGAAGAGGAGGAGCUGUCCUGUGCCAGCCUGCGCCGUCCCAGUGCCUUCUACAGCCAAAUGGCGAAGGAGGUGGUUCCAGACUGUGAGCUGGUGACAAAGCUGAGCUGGCUGCGUGCUCCUGACCUGAAUGUGGCCCACAGCUGUGCCAAAGCCUCCUCCAGCCUGGAGAUGGCCUUCAUCACAGACUUCUUUCUAGCACUGGCCAUCUGCAACAGUGUGGUUGUGUCUUCGCCAACACAGUCCCUAAAUGUGCUUCCUCAAGCUCAGACACCUCUACGUUCUCUGGAGGAGAUCAAACUCAUGUUUCAGCGCUUUAACCUGUCUGCACUCCCAGUACUGCCCACUCUGCCUCCCCCUCUGAAGAGCAAACUCUUUACCCGAGGAAAGACUGGCUCUUUCACUCUCCCCAAACCUGCGGCAGAGGGCUGUGAUCACACACCAAACCCAGAGAACUUCAGUGUAAAUGGUGGUGAAAAGUUGAAUGUUCCUGAUGGAGAAGAAGUGCCUACAUUGAUCCUUCCUGAGGCAGCAGCAGCAGCGGUGGAGUUUGAAGUAGUGGACCCUGAGGACACAGUGCUGUAUGAAGCAGAGAGCCCUGAUGAGGCCGCUCUGGUGUACGCCGCCAGAGCCUAUCACAUGACUCUGAGAGCGCGCUCUGCAGACAGCCUGCAGGUGGAGCUGCCCACAGGGGGCACUGUGCAGGUUCCCCUGCUGCACGUUCUGCCCUUUGACUCCAACAGGAAGAGGAUGUCUGUGGUGGUGCGUCACCCCCUCACAGGACAGGUGGUGGUUUACACCAAGGGAGCAGACUCUGUGCUCAUGGACCUGACCCGCUCCCCCACAGCUUUGCAACUGGCUCCAAAUGUUUACAGUCAUAUACGGCUGCAAACACAGAAGCACCUGGACAGCUAUGCCAGAGAGGGGCUGCGCACACUGUGCAUUGCAACAAAGACAAUGGAGGAGGAAGAGUAUGAGGUGUGGCUCAAGACACAGCUGUUAGCGGAAAGCAGCAUCGAGAACAGAGAAGAGCUGCUACUACGCUCAGCUCAGGCCCUGGAGACCAACCUGACUCUUUUGGGAGCCACAGGAAUCUUGGACCGCCUGCAGGAGGAGGUGUCUGAAACCAUAGAAGCUCUGCAGAGGGCUGAUGUCAAAGUAUGGAUCCUCACAGGGGACAAACAAGAGACCGCUAUCAACAUCGCCUUUGCUUGUAAACUACUGUGCCCCUCUGACCAGCUACUGACAGCCAACUGUGAGGAUAAGGAGAGCUGCGCAAUGUUAGUGCAGGAUUUUCUUCAUAGACUCACCUGUUAUGACACUGAAGCCUCAGGCUCAGGGACCUCCAGCACAGAGGCCCCUAGCACAGAGGCCCCUAGCACAGAGGCCCCUAGCACAGAGGCCCCUAGCACAGGGGCCCCUAGCACAGAGGCCCCUAGCACAGGGACCCCCAGCACAGAGGCCCCUAGCACCGGCACAGCUGGGUCUGUGCUGGUGAUCGAUGGACACACUCUUGACUGGGCUCUUCAGCCUGAGCUACAGGGAGACUUUCUAGAGCUGAGCAAACAUUGCAAAGCCGUCAUCUGCUGCAGAUCCACUCCACUCCAGAAGAGCCAAGUGGUCCGGCUGGUCCGGGAUAAACUUAAGGUCAUGACCCUGGCUGUGGGUGAUGGAGCCAAUGAUGUGAGCAUGAUCCAGGUGGCAGAUGUUGGGGUUGGGAUUUCUGGACAGGAAGGCAUGCAGGCUGUGAUGUCCAGUGACUUUGCCAUCUCCAGGUUCAAACACCUCAGGAAGCUGCUGCUGGUACAUGGCCACUGGUGUUACUCGCGCCUGGCCAAUAUGAUCGUCUACUUUAUCUACAAGAAUGUGAUGUAUGUGAACCUUCUGUUCUGGUACCAGUUCUUCUGUGGUUUCUCUGGGAGUGUUAUGAGCAAUGCAUGGGUUCUCAUCUUAUUUAACCUGAUCUUCACCUCUGUGCCUCCUCUGAUCUAUGGGAUUCUGGACCAGGACACGCCUGCAGAUGUUCUGAUGGCCCACCCUGAGCUCUACCAGAGAGCAAGGACCUCCAAGGCCUAUGUUCCCUUGAUGUUCUGGAUGAACAUUCUGGAUGCCUUUUACCAGAGCCUUGUCUGUUUCUUCAUUCCAUACUUUGCCUACAGGGGCUCAGACAUAGGCAGUCUGUCCUUUGGGUCACCCAUAAACGCCUCGGCGCUGUUCAUCAUCCUGCUGCACCAGGUGGUGGAGAGCCACACUCUGACGUGGAUCCAUGGCCUGGUGUUCUUCCUUAGUGCUGGCUCAUACUUUGCCUUUGUGCUGCUCCUCAGUGUGCUCUGUGUGACCUGCAGCCCUCCUACUAAUCCUCUGGGAGUAGAAACUAAGCAAAUGUCCCAACCGGCCUUCUACUUAGUGUGUACUUUAACUACUGUCACAGCACUGCUACCCAGGUUGUUGUUUCGAGUUCUGAAAAACUCCUCGAUCAGAGUGGGAGGAGCAGAGCAGUGGAUUCUGAGGCCACACAGCCCCUCUGUGAGGGGCAACUGUCCAGAUGUGGAGCCCACAGACCCUGAGCUGUCCUGACCCCAGCAUACACUGUCAUUACACUGAUGACUGGAUGCUGUUGUUAGGUUAUGGUUAUGACUAUGUGAAGGAAAUAGCAAUGUUGAAUAUUCACUGAUUUGCCCGACUGAACUGCACUGUUUCCACUGGAGAAAGAGUGGGCAAGUGCAUGUGAAACUUUUCUCUAAUGAGGUGCUAUUUAUUACUUCACCAGUGCUAAAUCCAACGCCAUAUAGUCCUAUUGUGUUGUCCACAUCUUUUGUACUUGUCUGAGUUUAAUGUUCCUGUGAGGGACAUGAGAAUCUGUGCUGAUUAUUUAUUACUUGUUUUUGCUUGUUUGAAAAAUUAUAUACUUGUGUCAAUGCAAGUUACAAAACCUCAAACACAGAAUCUCUCAUAAUCAUGAGGACCGUAGCACAUGCCACUUUCAGUGUUUUUGUGUGGAUAUUGUCAGAGUGGAGGUCUCUGCUAAACGUAUGGGGCUGUUGGCACCACUGGCAUGUCUCAGGCAGUUAUCAAUCACCGUGUAUGAGACGUGUAGUAAUAACACGGAUAUGCCUCAACUUUUUACUUCUACAUAUUUCCCAGACUUUGCAUCCUCAAUAACAGUCACAUUUACACUGUUAUAUUGCUGUUACCAUCCUGAUGUUUACAAUUUUGCAUUUGCAAAAUAAUAUUUUUUUUUUUAUUAUUUUAAUAUAUUGUAAUAUUAUGGUUCGUGAAUUUUAAAAUGUAUUUUCUGGCUCAGUCUAAUAAUUUUACACUCCACAUCGAAUCAUCAAACAUGGAUUGCACACACCCGUGUUGCCUUAGGUCCCGUUUUUAUGAUGAAUAAUAUUUUUUUUUGACUGACUGCAUUUACAAACUCCUCAAACCUGCAAUAAAGACAUUUGU
Molecule: messenger RNA, 5303 nt
Organism: Boleophthalmus pectinirostris (great blue-spotted mudskipper)
Lineage: Eukaryota; Metazoa; Chordata; Actinopteri; Gobiiformes; Gobiidae
Gene: atp10d
Product: ATPase phospholipid transporting 10D
Exons: 24
Coding region: 348-4430 (1360 amino acids)
Biological process (GO): phospholipid translocation
Cellular component (GO): plasma membrane
Molecular function (GO): ATP hydrolysis activity; magnesium ion binding; ATPase-coupled intramembrane lipid carrier activity
Source: RefSeq, a predicted model, not a curated record